Messenger RNA from Fukomys damarensis (Damara mole-rat), 1099 nucleotides. RefSeq names its product N-alpha-acetyltransferase 20, NatB catalytic subunit (gene Naa20). The transcript is spliced from 10 exons. Bases 484 to 1083 code for a protein of 199 amino acids. Lineage: Eukaryota; Metazoa; Chordata; Mammalia; Rodentia; Bathyergidae. Gene Ontology annotation, molecular function: protein-N-terminal amino-acid acetyltransferase activity. The record is from RefSeq and is a predicted model, not a curated record. Gene Ontology annotation, cellular component: NatB complex. Gene Ontology annotation, biological process: N-terminal peptidyl-methionine acetylation.
ACCGGAUUCAGGGCUGCGUAGCGGCAAGAUGACCACGCUGCGGGCGUUCACCUGUGACGACCUCUUCCGCUUCAACAACAUAUGAAGUAGGGAGUACACAUCCCGGUGACUUGCUGCAAGUGAUGGAGCCCCGGACAAGGAAUCUUAUCCAAGGAAAUUGGCUGACUGCGCUGGUUCUUAAAAAGUUGGUCCCUGACCACGGAAUAUUUUGGAAUUGCAGAUUCUUAGCUAUUUGGAAGCCACUGCUCUGACGCUGAAAGAGACAGAAACUGAGGGUGUGGGUGCAGAAAGCUCACAGGAGCAGGAUCCUGCAUGGUGACACACUGCACGAGUAGUGACAGAUGAGCAGCAGCACCUUGGUACAGAGGCUCUGCCAGUAACUUGGAUCCACUUACAGAAACUUAUGGGAUUCCUUUUUACUUACAGUACCUCGCCCACUGGCCAGAGUAUUUCAUCGUUGCAGAGGCCCCUGGUGGAGAGUUAAUGGGCUACAUCAUGGGCAAAGCAGAAGGCUCUGUUGCAAGGGAGGAAUGGCAUGGCCAUGUUACAGCUCUGUCUGUUGCUCCUGAAUUUCGGCGCCUUGGUUUGGCUGCUAAGCUCAUGGAGUUACUGGAGGAGAUUUCGGAGAGAAAAGGUGGAUUUUUUGUUGAUCUCUUCGUCAGAGUGUCUAACCAGGUUGCAGUCAACAUGUAUAAGCAACUGGGUUACAGUGUGUACCGGACAGUCAUAGAGUACUACUCGGCCAGCAACGGGGAGCCAGAUGAGGAUGCCUAUGAUAUGAGGAAAGCACUUUCCAGGGACACAGAGAAGAAAUCCAUCAUCCCGUUACCCCAUCCGAGUGGAAGAAGCAAUGUCUGGAGAAACAGUCUGAGGAAUAGGCAAUGCAGGAGUUGUGAACCUGAGGAAGAGUUCUGGCUGGCCAGGAGGCCCAUGCUCAUGGGAAGGGCGCUACUCCACAGCACAGCAUUGCCAAGUCACAGCAGAAGAAAUGAUGUAUUCAGGCAGAGGCAGAUACACAAGACAGCAGAAGCAGAGGAACAGAGUCUGGGAGAAGGCAAGAAGAUCAAGUUAAUGGGAAAAUGAUUACAAAUGACACCAC